GCAUCCCAUGGAAGUGUGCAGAAUUCCUGUAUGUUUCCUGAAAAUCCGGCAAAGUCCGCGUCUUCAAGUGCAAAAGAGCUCCGGCAGGUGGUCGAAGAGCUACCUAAGCAGACUCCGGUGCUUCUCGGAGAAGCCGACGAGGCCACUAAAGCGGAAGCGAUGCAACAAAUGUUCGCCGCUCUACAGCAGCUGGAAGAGGUCUUCGAGAAAUGUAGCGAAGGGAAAAGCUUCUUCGGUGGCGACACCAUCGGCUACGUUGACAUAGCCCUCGGUUCCUAUCUGGGUUGGAUGAAAGCAACGGAGAAGAUUGCAGGAAUAAAGCUUUUGGAUGAGGAGAAGAUUCCACGGUUGGUGAAAUGGGCGGAGCGCUUCUCCAGCAGUGAUGCGGUGAAGGAAGUGAUUCCUGAAGUCGACCAAUUGGUGGAGUUUAGUAAGGUUUUGCGGGCAGCUUUUAGGGCCGCUGCUUCUGCAUCUAAUUGAUCGUCAAUUUAUUAAUCUUCAUUUUUCGAUAAUUGUAUGGAAGAUUUUAAAUUUUAUUGCAUGAACUGUUUGAUGUUCUGUUGGGUUUGAUUGUUGAAAUGUGAUGGUGUUACUGUUGUUGUUUUCUUUUUGAUGUAUUGUUAGGGCUUUCGCCUUUUGAAGAAAUUCAAUGCAUUA
Molecule: messenger RNA, 657 nt
Organism: Dendrobium catenatum
Lineage: Eukaryota; Viridiplantae; Streptophyta; Magnoliopsida; Asparagales; Orchidaceae
Product: probable glutathione S-transferase GSTU6
Exons: 2
Biological process (GO): glutathione metabolic process
Cellular component (GO): cytoplasm
Molecular function (GO): glutathione transferase activity
Source: RefSeq, a predicted model, not a curated record